AACCGUGAUAUUCUCACCGCAUUCAGAAAGAAAGCAUUCGUCCAUAAACGGUAUAUCCAUAAAUUAGUCUAAUCUCUUCAAACAGCUUCUGUUUGUAGGCACACGGUGCAGGGCCAGUGUUUGCUCAUUACACUACCGGACCAGAUACGGACUGCUGGCGCUUAAUCGCGAUCAAGGUAGGGUUCAGUCCACUGGAGGUUGCCAAGGUGUAUCGUGGAAAGUUUGUCGAUUAGGGAAAAGUGUUGAAGUUUUGGGAUCUAGCAAAAAAUAUGGAUUCCUCGAGUAGUGCACGAAAUCAAUACUUGGCCACCUUAUGCCUUAACCUCCUCUCGAUAAGUUACGGCAUCUGUUGCGGCUGGACCUCGCCAUCGCUACCGGUUCUCCAGUCGUACGAGUCUCCCUUACCUGAUGGGCCCAUCACCUCCGAGGAAGCAUCGUGGAUCGGGGCAUUCCUGUGCGUUGGAGGCUUUGCAGGAAACAUCGUCUCCGGAUGGAUGGCCGACCGCUUUGGUCGAAAGCUGACCGCUUGUUUGGCAGCGAUACCGCAGAUUAUUGCAUGGAUUUUGGUAAUUACUGCGAAGAAUGUGUACUAUUUGAUGGGUAUGCGAUUUUUGUUAGGAUUUUCCGGUGGAGUUUGUUUCAUGAUUAUUCCAAUGUUCAUAGCAGAAAUCGCUGAGGACAGAAUCCGCGGAAUGCUAGGCUCCACUUUGGUAUUUUCCUGCAACUUGGGAAUUCUAUUGAUGUACAUUCUUGGUGACUGCCUGCCCUACGCUAUGAUACCCUGGAUACUGCUGGUGUUCCCACUUCUGUUUCUCGCAGGGUUCAUACUCAUACCGGAUACGCCUUACUAUUUAAUGAGGAGAAAUGAUUUCGUUAAAUCGGAAAACUCCCUCAGAUUCUACCGCGGCUAUCAUGCAAGGGCAGAAAAUGUUUCCAAUGAGUUUAAAAUAGAGCUGGUGAAACUAAAGGACUCAUUAUACGGCGAUAAACAUAACCAACCGGAGGCUCAUAUUACAUUCCACGAUCUAGUGGCCGGUCAUGCCAGGAAAGCAUUCCUGAUUGGAAUCAGUCUGAUGGCACUCAAUCAGUUCUGCGGUUGCUUCGCGAUGCUCAAUUACACGGCUUCUAUUUUCAGUGAAUCGGGAUCAACACUGUCAGCGAACAUGUCCGCCAUUGUGAUUGGUUCGAUUCAAAUGGUUGGGUCCUACUUUUCCACGGUGCUGGUCGAGCGGGCCGGACGAAAGCUCCUACUGAUAAUCUCGGCCGGUGGCAUAGCAAUUGGGCAGGCCAUCUUUGCCGGGUUCUCCUAUGCCAAAAGUCUCGGUCACAACGUGGAAUCCUUCGACUGGUUGCCCCUGGUGUGCUUCUCGUUCAGCAUCUUCAUCGGUUCGGUGGGUGUCCUAACACUGCCGUUCCUGGUUUUGGCCGAGGUGAUGCCACAAAAGAUCAAAGGAUUCGCCAUCAGCUUCUGCAUGGGGAUUUUGUGGAUUUUUGCCUUCGUUGCAAUCAAGUACUUUUCGACGCUGUUCGACGUGCUUGGAAUGCAUGGCACAAUGAUGCUGUUCUCGGUCUGUUCCCUGGUGGGUGCAGUAUUCGUUGCGCUUGUUGUUCCGGAAACCAAAGGGAAGAGCUUGGAAGCCAUUGCCAAACUAAUGAGCUGAAGAAAACGUAAAUUAAAUGACGACUGUGAUUGUUUUAUUUAGGUUAAUGCAGAAAGAGUGAUUUCAAAUGCAUCUUUUUGAUUCAUUCAUUAUUUUAAAUCAGA
Messenger RNA from Aedes albopictus (Asian tiger mosquito), 1765 nucleotides. Its product is annotated as facilitated trehalose transporter Tret1. NCBI's taxonomy places the organism in Eukaryota, Metazoa, Arthropoda, Insecta, Diptera, Culicidae. The record is from RefSeq and is a predicted model, not a curated record. The coding region runs from base 270 to 1661 and encodes 463 amino acids. The transcript is spliced from 9 exons. Gene Ontology annotation, cellular component: membrane. Gene Ontology annotation, biological process: carbohydrate transport; transmembrane transport. Gene Ontology annotation, molecular function: sugar transmembrane transporter activity.